AUGGAGGAAGGAGGCCAAUUAGAAGGGUAUGCCAGUGCUUCAGACUUGGAGACUAGGACUGAAACCACAGAGGCAACACCAGUGGCCAAUAUUUCAGACGAUGAAUCACCCAAGCAGGUUAUAGUUGAAAGACUCAGAAGGCAAGGUCUUUGCUACUCCAUCGAUGGGGAAUCUGGACAUCAGAGAAACCAGGAAACAAGGCAGCAAGGAGUUCAGGAGAGAGAUUUGAGACAAAUAGCUAAACACCAAAAGAUUCAUAUAAGAGACAAGACUUACGAAUGUGAUGAAUGUGGGAAAAGUUUCAGUCGUCGCUCAAUAUUGAUGAAUCACCAGAUGAUUCACACUGGAGAGAAGCCUCAUAAAUGUAAUGACUGUGGGAAGGCCUUCAGUCAAAUGGCAAACCUUACUGUACAUCAGAGGAUUCAUACUGGAGAAAAGCCUUAUGAAUGCCAGGAAUGUGGGAAAGGCUUCUGUACCUCUUCAAAUCUCAAUGUUCAUAAGAGGAUUCAUUCUGGAGAGAGGCCUUAUCAUUGUAAUGAAUGUGGGAAAUCUUUCAGAGUAAGUUCCUCACUUAUUCAGCACCAUCGGAUUCAUAGCGGAGAGAAGCCUUUCCACUGUAAUGAAUGUGGGAAAACAUUCUGUCAAAACUCACACCUUAUGGUCCAUCAGAGUAUUCACAAGGAAGAAAAGCCUUAUAAAUGUGAAGAAUGUGGGAAAGAUUUCCGAAUUUCUUCACAGCUUAUUGUACAUCAAAGAAUUCACACUGGAGAGAGGCCUUUUAAGUGCAAUGAUUGCGGGAAAUCCUUCAUUGAAAGAUCAAGACUGACCCUGCACCAUAGGAUUCACAAUGGAGAGAAGCCUUAUAAAUGUAAUGAAUGUGGGAAAGCCUUCUCUAACUGGUCAAACUUUAUUAAGCAUCCAGAGAUUCAUACUAGGAAAAAAGUCUUAUAA
This is a messenger RNA of Trichosurus vulpecula (common brushtail), 951 nucleotides long. RefSeq names its product zinc finger protein 239-like. Gene Ontology annotation, biological process: regulation of transcription by RNA polymerase II. Bases 1 to 951 code for a protein of 316 amino acids. Lineage: Eukaryota; Metazoa; Chordata; Mammalia; Diprotodontia; Phalangeridae. The transcript has 2 exons. Gene Ontology annotation, cellular component: PcG protein complex; transcription regulator complex. The record is from RefSeq and is a predicted model, not a curated record. Gene Ontology annotation, molecular function: RNA polymerase II cis-regulatory region sequence-specific DNA binding; DNA-binding transcription factor activity, RNA polymerase II-specific.